AUGAAGUCCUUCGUUACCCUUUCUCUCCUUGCCACUGCGCUGGCUGCCCCGACCCCGACUCUGCACGGGCGUCAAUUCGAUAUCUCUUCUUUGCUGUCGGGGUCCAGCUCUGGCUCCAGCACCUCCUCUGGAUCUAGUGGUCUGAGUGCCCUGGCCUCGCUGUUCCCGACCAGUGGCUCGGCGACCGGCAGCACCACCGGCUCGUCCGACACCAGUGGCAGCGCUAGUGGGAGCACCACUGGCACCACCACUACCAGCACCGACAGCAGCAGUGGCCUGAGUGCGCUGAGCUCCUUGUUUCCCAGCAGCAGCGCCACUACCAGCUCCUCUAGCAGCAGCGAUGGACUCAGCGGUAUGAUCAGCAGCGUCAUGGGUGGCUCUAGCACCCAGAACGGAGUCACCUCCAACACCGGCUGCAAGGAGCUGACCUUCAUCUUCGCGCGUGGAACCACGGAGAUGGGCAAUAUGGGCAGCGUGGUCGGCCCUGAGGUCGCCUCGGCCCUGCAGUCGCUGACCGGCAACAAGGUGACGGUGCAGGGUGUGGACUACCCCGCCGACUGGGCCGGUAACAUGAACAUGGGCGCCUCCGGCGGCCCCAAGAUGGCUAGCCUGGUCAAGCAGGCGCUGAGCCAGUGCCCCAACACCAAGGUCGUGCUGGGCGGUUACUCGCAGGGCUCGAUGGUGGUGCACAACGCCGCCAGCUCGUUGAGCGCGGGUCAGAUCCAGGCCGCCGUCCUGUUCGGUGACCCGCUCAAGAUGACCUCGGUCGGUAAGCUCGCCUCCAGCAAGGUCAAGGAGUUCUGCGCCGUCGGCGAUCCCGUCUGUGAGAACGGCGUCAAUGUCAUGGCUCACUUGUCCUAUGGAAGCGAUGCCCAGACGGCCGCGCAGUUCUUGGUCAGUGCCGUCGGGCUUUCUUAG
Messenger RNA from Aspergillus aculeatus ATCC 16872, 918 nucleotides. Its product is annotated as carbohydrate esterase family 5 protein. The transcript has 3 exons. The record is from RefSeq and is a predicted model, not a curated record. The coding region runs from base 1 to 918 and encodes 305 amino acids. NCBI's taxonomy places the organism in Eukaryota, Fungi, Ascomycota, Eurotiomycetes, Eurotiales, Aspergillaceae. Gene Ontology annotation, cellular component: extracellular region. Gene Ontology annotation, molecular function: cutinase activity. Gene Ontology annotation, biological process: carbohydrate catabolic process.